Paramecium tetraurelia is the source of this 678-nucleotide messenger RNA. RefSeq lists its product as uncharacterized. The record is from RefSeq and is a predicted model, not a curated record. The transcript has 4 exons. Lineage: Eukaryota; Ciliophora; Oligohymenophorea; Peniculida; Parameciidae.
AUGAGUAAUUAUGUGAUCAGUGCAGCAGAUCAACUAAUCAUUCAAUCAGGAACACCAUUUAAUUGUGAAAUUGUACAUCCAGGUAAAUCUUGUGAAAUGAACAUUUUAUCUAAUCUUCCUCGAAUUAUGAGAUCCAAUUCUAAAGUGUACUUGCCAGUUCAUCUGAUCCCAUUUCUACUUUACAAGCGAAAAUAAUUCAUGAAGAAGUAACAAUAAUACCCUUAACCAAAUAGUCCUUUAUCAACAUUGGGCAGAGCACUUGUUUCAUAUUUUAAGAGCAUAUGUUUCCUCUCCUUUAUGGUUCAAAUCCUCCGUUACAAUUGGUGCAAACAAAAAAAUCUCCUUAAAAAGGUUGAUCCAUUUGUUCCAUUGUCUGGUGGUUUCAUAAGCUCAUUUGCUCUUCUUCUUGAGUCUAAUACUAGAGCAAUGGAAAUUUGUUUAAGCAUUGUUCCGAGAUUUUGCGAAACAAUUAUAAACCUAUUAAAGAGCAGGGGGAAGAUGAUAGACAUUCCUCGAGGGGAUGUUAUUGUUUUCUCAUUUGUUAUCGCCAUCAUCCAUUACUAUUAUUAACAUGAUGUAAUAUAGCUUGUUUAACAAUAGCCAAAAUCUUUAAAAAACACAUAUUACAAAGUAUUUGAAAAAAUAUGGGGAAUAAAUUGAUUCUAUAAUUUGUAUUUA